AUGUCCUAUCCUCAGUUUGGCUACCCUUACUCCUCUGCACCCCAGUUCCUGAUGAGCACCAACUCCCUGACGACCUGCUGCGAGUCCAGCAGCCGCACGCUGGCGGAGACGGGGGCGGCCGCCUCGGCGCAGACGCCCGUGUACUGCCCGGUGUACGAGAGCCGCCUGCUCGCCACCGCCCGCCACGAGCUCAACUCCGCCGCCGCCCUGGGCGUCUACGGCGGGCCCUACGCCGGGCCCCAGGGCUAUGGAAACUACGUGACCUACGGGACAGAGGCUCCCGCCUUCUACUCCCUGAACAGUUUGGAGGCGAAGGACGGGAGCGGCUCUGCGCAUGCGGGCAUCGCCCCCGCGGCUGCCUACUACCCCUACGAUCACACCCUCAGCCAGUACCAGUACGACAGGUACGGGACGAUGGACGGCGGGACGCGGAGGAAAAACGCCACCCGAGAGACGACCAGCACGCUGAAGGCCUGGCUGCAGGAGCACCGCAAGAACCCUUACCCCACCAAGGGCGAGAAGAUCAUGCUGGCCAUCAUCACCAAGAUGACCCUCACCCAGGUCUCCACCUGGUUCGCCAACGCCCGCCGGCGGCUCAAGAAGGAGAACAAGAUGACCUGGCCUCCGCGGAACAAGUGCUCUGACGAGAAGCGGCCCUACGAGGAAGAGGAGGAGGAGGAGGAGGAGGGUUCGCAGGAAGAGGCGAUGAAGAGCGGGAAAGCCGAGGAACCCACGGGCAAGGAGGAGAAGGAGCUGGAGCUCAGCGACCUGGAGGACUUGGACGCCGCCGAGUCGGAGAGCUCGGAGUGCGAGCUGCGGCGGCCCUUCCCGCACCCGCUCCCGCACCCGCACCCGCUCCCGCUCCCGGGCGGCAGCCUCCCGCCGCGGCCCGCCGAGCUCCCCGCCAAGAUGCCGCCGCCCGCCGCCGCCGGGGAGGAGGAGGAGGAGGAGGAGGCGGCGGCAGAGCGGGCGCGGAGCUGCCUGAAGACGGCGGCGGAGGAGUGCGGCCCCGACCCGCUGGGCGCCCGGCAGCGCGGCUGCGAGUCCAAGAUGUGCUUCCAGCAGGGGCAGCAGCUGCUGGAGGCGAAGCCCAGGAUUUGGUCCCUGGCGCACACCGCCACCUCCCUCAACCAGGCCGAGUACCCCUCCUGCAUGCUGAAACGGCCCGGGGGCUCGGCCGCCGCCGCCGCUCCCGCCCCGGUCAGCGUCAUGGACAGGCACCAGGAUUCGCCGGUGACCAACCUCAGGAACUGGGUGGACGGGGUGUUUCACGACCCCCUGUUCAGGCACAGUACUUUAAACCAAGCCCUGAGCAACACAACAGUUUCCUGGGCUACCACCAAAGGAGCCAUUCUGGAAACGGGCGCCUUGGGACGCGCGGUGGGGAACGGCGCCAAUGUGCUCAAGGGGCAGCUCUCAAACCUGGCCCACCAUGACUCAAACAAAGAGUUUCUGGCGUUUCCCAAAUCAGGAAGCAAAAUGUUUUGUUCCUAA
Melospiza georgiana is the source of this 1494-nucleotide messenger RNA. It is a transcript of the gene IRX4, whose product is annotated as iroquois homeobox 4. NCBI's taxonomy places the organism in Eukaryota, Metazoa, Chordata, Aves, Passeriformes, Passerellidae. Gene Ontology annotation, biological process: neuron differentiation; cell development; regulation of transcription by RNA polymerase II. Bases 1 to 1494 code for a protein of 497 amino acids. The transcript has 5 exons. Gene Ontology annotation, cellular component: nucleus. Gene Ontology annotation, molecular function: RNA polymerase II cis-regulatory region sequence-specific DNA binding; DNA-binding transcription factor activity, RNA polymerase II-specific. The record is from RefSeq and is a predicted model, not a curated record.